Molecule: messenger RNA, 2965 nt
Organism: Labrus bergylta (ballan wrasse)
Lineage: Eukaryota; Metazoa; Chordata; Actinopteri; Labriformes; Labridae
Gene: cyb561d1
Product: cytochrome b561 family, member D1
Molecular function (GO): heme binding; transmembrane monodehydroascorbate reductase activity
Source: RefSeq, a predicted model, not a curated record
UCGAACCAGGAAGUGAAAUCAAAACACGAGCAGUCGGCAGAAGAAGUUGCAUGUUUGCAGUCUUUGUGGUCUGGACGGUCUGACUGUGUGUCACACGACAUGGAGGGAUUUAUUUCUCUUUUAAACUGUUUGUGUUUUUAACAUAAAGAACCAACGAGAGGCAGAAAAAGGAGAUAAACCAGCAGAGAGCCGGAGGGGAGACAAACUCUUAUUUAACAUAAUCGGAUUUUAUUUCCCCUCAGAGGGAUUUAAUCAGCUGUUUUAAUUUAUUCCUUUAAGUCUUUUUGGGGGAAAAAAGGAACAACUAAGACCAGGAAUGAAUCUCUGUUUCUGCCCUUCGUGAGAUAAGAAACAUAUUGUUGUCAUGGGGACCAAAUUACACGACGGUUCAAACGUCUCCCUUUCUGCCUGAAUGAUUAUGGCUUUCAGAACACCUGCUUGGGCAGUCGGCAGGUAGCCCCGGGCAGGUGAAGCGGUGUGUUACUCCAGCAGCAUGCGGUCUGAUGUGGAGUACAGCCCGGUGGGAGAGGGGUUCGGGAUGCGGGACUUCUGGCUGUACGUGUGGCUGCGGAGGGCGGCGGUGAUAGCGGCUCAUGUCACCGGCCUGGGACUGACCCUCAUCAUCUCCCUGCUGUCCAGACCCGGAACCAGUCUGUUUUCCUGGCAUCCAGUGUGUAUGUCCUUUGCAUACUGUCUGUGUAUGACUGAAGGCGUCCUCCUCUUCUCCGCUGAAGGAUCCCCCUUCUGCUGCAAAUCUCGUAAGAACAAAGUCCGUCUCCACUGGUUCUGUCAGGCUCUGGUUCUGAUAGCUGCCGCCACCGGCCUGGGCUUCAUGGUGGCCAGUAAGAACGUGUCGGAGCUCCCCCACCUGGUCUCCUGGCACAGCCUGCUGGGGGUCAGCACCCUGACCGCCACCGUGCUCCAGGCCGCGUUCGGUAUCUGCGUGAAGUUCCCUCAGCUGCUGCGUCUCUCCUCCCCCCCGCCGAGGCUGAAGCUGUACCACGCCACCUGCGGCCUGGUGGUCUACCUGCUGGCCACUUUCACCGUGGUCACGGCCAUGUUCUCCGACUGGUUCCAGGCCACGGUCAGAGGCGUGGCCUGGUGGGCCUUCCUGCUGCUGCCCCUCUUCCCCGCCCUCGUGGUCAUGAACCAGAUCACUAACGCCUACCUGCCCCGCAAGAAGAUCACCAGCUAGGCAAGCACGUAGCAUGAGGCGCUCAGCGGCCAUAUUGGAUUCACCCUGUACUCUGAAAUCAAAAGAAUCCAAUGGAAGCCAGAGUCCUCCACUGAAGCUGCCUCGAAAGACAAAAGAACUCGCGCUAAAAGCUUCACAUGCUGCUAUUCCCAGGGACAGAACACGUCAGUUACUGAAGCCUGAAAAUCCUGAUGCGUCUGAAGAGCAGGUCUGAGUGGAGCCACAGACUGUUUAUCAGAAGUGGAAGUAACCACUGUGAUGUCAUCAGUCAGUGUUGUGUUUGGUAUUUUUGCCGUCGCCAUUGUUGCUGUUAGGGGUUAAAAUAUGUAAGUAAUCUCCGAAUGUUAGCUUCAGAAAUAUACUGAGAUUUAUACCCAACAUUUACAUAUUGGAAGCAGAAAUCCCUUUAGCAUUGGCUUCACUUUUCCGACAUCGAGGCUACGUCCACUUCUUAUAUACAGUCUAUGCACAGAGCCAGCCUGUAGUGGCCAGUAGAAGAACUGCAGCUUUGGUGUCCUUUAUGUCUUCAUGCUCUGACUGAACCAAGAAGCACAAAGAACCUGAAACAGAUUUAAAGUUAGAAUAAAAUAAAUCUGAUGUGGUGACUGAUUAAGAGAAUUUUUGUCCUGGGAUGGAAACAGAUCGUGCACAGAUUUAGCCUUUAUGUGACUUUCAACCGUAAACAGAGGGCUGCUUUUUAUAAACAUACAACUUACUAUGAUAAUAUUCAACAUGAUUUCACUCUGUCAGUCGGUGGUGGCUGCUGCAUUAUUCUCACAGAGGGGGGCGCAGUUUCUCACAGAUGGACCGUGAGUUUGUUAGCUUGAUGCUAACACUUGCCGUUAAUGGGCCUCUGGAAUUAGCUUAGCAACUGUGGUCAUUUUAACUUAAGUGUCACCUAUCUUACUUAAUUAGAAUAGUUUUGAUUAAAAAGAUGCUGUCAGUGAGUUUCUUUGCAUCUCUACAGUCUGCCACGCUGCAGUCGUGUCAUUGGUCAGAAGUCGGUGAGCUGAUACGUGCUGCAGACAGUGCUGAUUAUAAACUGCUGAGUCUGAGCGUCCUCUACUGAACAGACUCAGUCCAAGCUUUGUUAUAUCUGCAUUAAAUGUCCAGUUAAUCCUGUAGAAAUAUAUGUAUUCUUGAUAUCAGCCAGCUUGGCCCCCCGGUCCUUUGCACCACAUGCUGAUAACCAUGUCUAACAUGUCCACAUAUGAAACACAGGACACAGCAGGCUACAGUUAUCCUGACAGACUGCUGACCGCCGGCUCAUGUUUGGAGCCGCUUCAUGUUUCUGAACGUCUUUGUGUGUUUUCUCUUGACAGGAACAUUUGCACUACAGUGACAUAUUUGCUCUGCAGUUAAAGCAAAAGAAAGCGUGAACAGUGAAUGGACUGUUUGUUUUAAAGGAAGCACCACCUGCUGAACUUGUGAGGAAACGGCUUCAGAGAUGAUGGUGCUACUGUUGAUUAUAUAUUCCCACCUGUGAGCUUUAUUUAUUUGCCCUUUUUGUUAGAUUUUUAUUUUUUUUUGUCUGUCUGGUUGUCAACAGGUGCUACAUGUAGCACAUUAGCUGUCAUUGUGCAUCAUUAUAAAUGUAAGCGUGAAUGCUCAAUAAGGUGUCCAAUGUAUGCAUGAUGUGGAGGCUACAUAAAUAUAAACAAACUCUUGUCAGUGAAAUGGAAAACAACAAAGACAGACGUGAAUAACUUCAUGUAGCACCUCAGCUCCUGUCACCUUUAUGUCAGCGUAUAAAUGAGACGCCUUUCUGUU